UUUUUUUUUUUUUGGAAGCAACACAUAUUCCAUACUAAAUUCAUUUUAUUCAUUUCUCUUAGCUACUUGGUACCAUUCUCAAAGAAGCCAUACAUGGUCUGGAAGGUGGAGUGGAUACAGGACGAGAGGAAAAUAAAUGUUAUACACUGGAGAAAUCUUCCACUUCCACUGACAGUUGUCCUGGAGCAACAGGAGAUUGUGUUGUGACACCACAAUGUAUUUCUGAAUCUGUUGUGGACAUAACUGCAGAGGAAACUUUUAUUCCAUCUACAGAAUGUUGGAUAGAAAAAGAUUUCUGUAUUGAUGUUGAGGGAUUCCAUAGUUAUGUUUUUCCACGAAAAUUAACGAAAUCAGUACAAGGUGGGGGUUGUGUUAUUUUAAUACGCGAUGAAUAUAAACAAUAUGUUUCUUUCCUGGAGAAUAUGCACGACACUGUCAUAUGGCUUAAACUUGACCAGAUUUUAAUGCCAAGUCUUGGAGAUGUCUAUUUAGCUUGUGUUUAUAUACCCCCUAGUAGUUCCACGUUUUAUCAAACCUAUGACUGUGAUGUAUUUAGUGACUUAGAAAACCACAUUGUUGAAUAUAUGAGCCUGGGUAAAGUCAUGCUAAUCGGUGAUACUAAUGCUAGAACUUCUAACUCAAGUGAUUUUAUUCUACACGAUGUACUACAUAAUGAUGUUUUACGUGAUUUGAGAGAAUUGUUAUUCUAUGGUUCAGAUACGCAACUCCAAGUUAGAUCAAAUCCAGACAAGGUUGUUAAUGACUUGGGUAACAAGUUACUGUCUUUAUGUAAAAGUAGUGGGCUAAGAAUCCUAAACGGUCGGCACCAUUUAGGAAUGGACAAUGAUUAUACAUUUGUUGGACCAAGGGGUAUGAGCGUUGUAGAUUAUGUUAUAACUUCCCCUGAUGUAUUUCCCUCUAUUGAUCAGUUUAUUGUGUCAAAUUUUACUAUGUACUCCGACCACGCACCACUCCAUAUCAGAAUCAAAUCAGGAAAACAUAUUAUCCAAAACAUUAAUUCUACUGUUGAGGUAAAUCAAGAGUCAUCAUACUUCGUCUGGAACCAGGAACUUCAUUCACAGGCAAGGUCGACACUAUUAGAAAAUUCUCAGGAACUUAUGAAAUGCUUUGAAAAAUACCCGUGUGAGUCCCAAACCAGUAUCGAUGAAUCGGUCAAUUCGUUCACUACACGCUUGGCUGAUUUAAUGCGUUCUAGUUUUGAAGUCCCUAGAAAGUCUAAUAAAGGGGGCCAGCGCCCUGAUAGAGUACAUGAUAAACCCUGGUUUAACAGAGAGCUUAAAAGUAAAUAUAACACAUAUCGUGUAGCCUUAAACCAGUUCAAUCAUUACAAAAACAAAGAAAAUCACUUGAAUUUAAUUGAAGCAAAAAAGAAUUAUAAACAUUUAGAAGCUAAACUCAGGCGUCAAUAUCUACGAAAGGAGGGUGAUUUACUCGAACAUCUCCGUAAACAAAAACCGAAAAGUAUUCUACAAGCAUUUUCGAAAAAGAAAGCCAAAAAAUACUCCAAUAGACUUAGAAUCGUUCCACACUCAUUUUAAAGAUUUAGCUACAUUUGUUCCCACAGAAGAUUAUUCUAAUGUAGAAGACACAGGACCUACAGUUUUUAAUGAACUAGAUAUGGAAAUUACCGAGAAAGAAAUAUCCGAAGCUAUUGAUCAAUUAAAACG
Molecule: messenger RNA, 1688 nt
Organism: Ostrea edulis (European flat oyster)
Lineage: Eukaryota; Metazoa; Mollusca; Bivalvia; Ostreida; Ostreidae
Exons: 4
Coding region: 423-1559 (378 amino acids)
Source: RefSeq, a predicted model, not a curated record